Dipodomys spectabilis (banner-tailed kangaroo rat) is the source of this 3382-nucleotide messenger RNA. It is a transcript of the gene Boc, whose product is annotated as BOC cell adhesion associated, oncogene regulated. NCBI's taxonomy places the organism in Eukaryota, Metazoa, Chordata, Mammalia, Rodentia, Heteromyidae. Gene Ontology annotation, biological process: axon guidance; nervous system development; cell-cell adhesion. Gene Ontology annotation, molecular function: protein binding. The record is from RefSeq and is a predicted model, not a curated record. Bases 22 to 3282 code for a protein of 1086 amino acids. Gene Ontology annotation, cellular component: plasma membrane; axon. The transcript has 18 exons.
UGGAUCCCUCUGUGACCCAACAUGCUACAAGGGACGAUGACAACCCAUAGCAGAAAGAGGCCGGCCGUGUCACUGUCCUGGCUCCUGUUGGCCACAGCAGGAUGCCUUGCAGAUUUGGAUGAGGUCCCUCGGGUCACUGUCCAACCUGCGUCCACUGUCCAGAAGCUUGGAGGAACUGUGAUUCUAGGCUGUGUGGUGGAACCAGCGUGGGUGAAUGUAACGUGGCGCUUGAACGGGAAGGAGCUGAAUGGCUCGGAUGAUACGCUGGGUGUCCUGCUCAGCCGGGGAACCCUUGUCAUCGCUGCCCUCAACAAUCACACGGUGGGACGGUACCAGUGUGUGGCCCGGAUGCCUGCAGGGGCUGUAGCCAGUGUGCCAGCCACAGUGACACUAGCCAAUCUCCAGGACUUCAAGUUAGAUGUGCAGCAUGUCAUUGAAGUGGACGAAGGAAAUACAGCUGUCAUUGCUUGCCACCUGCCUGAGAGCCACCCAAAAGCCCAGGUCCGAUACAGCGUCAAACAAGAGUGGCUGGAAGCCUCCAGAGACAACUACCUGAUCAUGCCAUCAGGGAACCUCCAGAUUGUCAACGCCAGCCAGGAGGACGAAGGCAUGUACAAGUGUGCGGCCUACAACCCAGUGACCCAGGAAGUGAAGACCUCUGGUUCUAGUGACAGACUGCGUGUGCGCCGCUCCACUGCAGAGGCUGCCCGCAUCAUUUACCCUCUGGAGGCCCAGACUGUUAUUGUCACCAAAGGCCAGAGUCUCAUCCUGGAGUGUGUGGCCAGUGGGAUCCCACCCCCUCGAGUCACCUGGGCCAAGGACGGGUCCAACAUUGCUGGCUACAACAAGACUCGCUUCCUGUUGAGCAACCUGCUCAUCGACCCCACCAGUGAGGAAGACUCCGGCACCUACCGCUGCAUGGCCAACAAUGGGGUUGGGGAGCCCGGCGCGGCCGUCAUCCUCUACAAUGUCCAGGUGUUCGAACCUCCAGAAGUCACUGUGGAGCUGUCGCAGCUGGUUAUCCCGUGGGGGCAGAGUGCCAAGCUCACCUGUGAGGUGCGUGGGAACCCCCCUCCGUCCGUGCUGUGGCUGAGGAAUGCUGUGCCACUCAUGGCCAGCCAGCGCCUCCAGCUGUCCCGCAGAGCCCUGCGCGUGGUGAGCGUGGGGCCCGAGGAUGAAGGCGUCUACCAGUGCAUGGCUGAGAACGAAGUCGGGAGUGCGCAUGCCGUGGUCCAGCUGAGGACCGCCCGGCCAGGCACGACACUGAGACCCUGGAGGGAUGCUAAGCUAGCCACUUCCACACCUCCUGCACCACCGUCCAGAUCCGGCGGCCCUGACCAGACGCUGAGGGAGCGCCCAGGGCUCACCAGGCCACUGACCUCGGUGCAGCCUGCUUCUCUGCAGUGUCCGGGCGAGAAGGGGCACGUGACCCCAGCUGAGGCUCCCAUCAUCCUCAGCUCUCCUCGGACCUCUAAGACCGACUCCUAUGAGCUGGUGUGGCGGCCCCGGCAUGAGGGUGGCAGCCGGGCACCCAUUCUCUACUACGUGGUGAAACACCGCAAGCAGGUCACAAACGCUUCUGAUGAUUGGACCAUUUCUGGCAUUCCAGCCAAUCAGCAUCGCCUGACCCUCACCAGGCUUGACCCUGGUAGCUUAUAUGAAGUGGAGAUGGCAGCUUACAAUUGUGCCGGCGAGGGUCAGACCGCCAUGGUCACCUUCCGUACUGGACGGCGACCCAAGCCCGAGAUCAUAGCCAGCAAGGAGCAGCAAGUCCAGAGAGAUGACCCUGGAGCUGGUCCCCAGAGCAGCAGCCAGCCGGAUCAUGGCCGCCUCUCCCCCCCAGAAGCUCCCGACAGGCCUACCAUCUCCAUGGCCUCAGAGACCUCGGUGUAUGUUACCUGGAUCCCCCGUGGGAACGGUGGCUUCCCAAUCCAGUCCUUCCGGGUGGAGUACAAGAAGCUGAAGAAAGUAGGCGACUGGAUUCUGGCCACCAGUGCCAUUCCUCCCUCGCGGCUCUCUGUGGAGAUCGCUGGUCUCGAGAAAGGCACCUCUUACAAAUUCCGAGUGCGAGCUCUGAAUAUGCUGGGGGAGAGCGAACCCAGCGCCCCGUCGAGGCCCUACGUGGUGUCUGGCUACAGCGGCCGAGUGUACGAGAGACCUGUGGCGGGCCCUUACAUCACCUUCACCGACGCGGUCAACGAGACCACCAUCAUGCUCAAGUGGAUGUACAUCCCAGCAAGUAACAACAACACCCCAAUCCACGGCUUUUACAUCUACUACCGCCCCACAGACAGCGACAAUGACAGUGACUACAAGAAGGACAUGGUGGAAGGGGACAGGUACUGGCACUCCAUCUGCCACCUGCAGCCAGAGACCUCCUAUGAUAUCAAGAUGCAGUGUUUCAAUGAAGGAGGGGAGAGCGAGUUCAGCAAUGUGAUGAUCUGCGAGACCAAAGCUCGCAAGUCUUCUGGUCAGCCUGGCCGACUCCCACCGCCCACUCUGGCCCCACCACAACCUCCACCCCCAGAAACCAUAGAGCGGCCAAUGGGCACAGGGGCCAUGGUAGCACGGGCCAGCGACUUGCCCUAUCUGAUUGUUGGAGUCGUCCUGGGCUCAAUCGUCCUCAUCAUCGUCACCUUCAUCCCUUUCUGCCUGUGGAGAGCAUGGGCUAAGCAAAAACAUACAACCGAUCUGGGUUUUCCUCGAAGUGCCCUUCUGUCCUCUUCCUGCCAGUACACAAUGGUGCCAUUGGGAGGACUUCCGGGCCACCGAGCCAACGGACAGUCUUACUUCAGUGGCAUCAACGGACGGGCCUGUGCCGACGGGAUGCAUGUGAGCAGGGGCUGCCCGGUGGCUGCGGUUGGCUGCCCAGGCGUGAAACCUCAACAGCACUGCCCAGGGGAGCUGCCGCAGCAGCAGGACGACGCUGGCUUGCUGAGGCAGACCAUCCUUGGCAACGGGUAUGAAUCCCAGAGCCACCGGGUUACCAGGGGUCCGAGUUCUAGCCCAGAUGAGGGGUCUUUCUUGUAUACACUGCCUGAUGACUCCACACACCAGCUGCUCCAAUCCCAAGACUGCUGCCACCUCCUGGAGCCAUCUACCACCGUUCACCAGGCAGGAGUGAGGAAGGGGCCAGAGAGCCCUGGGCUGGAAGCUGCGUGGGACCCGCCAUUUCACUCAGGGCCUCCAUGCUGCCUGGGCCUUGUACCAGUUGAAGAGGUGGACAUUCCUGACUCCUGCCAAGUGGGUGGAGGAGACUGGCGGCCCUCGGGGCCUACAUAAAGAGGAAGCUGGGAUACAUCUCCUCUGUCCCCAGAUCACCGGUGCACGUGGCUUUUGAACCACCUCCUCCCACAAUUAGGCAGAAGCCAAUAUCCCAGAA